UAAAUGGAACAGAUGGAAUAUCUGAACGGCCGAGAAACAACGGAUCCUGAAUUAUAUAUGGUCGUUUGAGGCCGGUUUGCAAAAGAUUGCGUGAAGCGUUAACAAUCUGCAGAUUUCAAGAGAAAUAGACUGCACAAACGUGGAGAGGCAGCAACGGUACUGACCGAACAGUGAGGAACCCAAGAUAUCCGUAAAAAGAAAGUUAAAGCCGCUGGACAGAAAGAUUACCGGGGAUAAAAAAGCCCACGUGUCACUGAUACAUGCAGCUUCGCAAAACAAUUUAGGACAAGUCUGACUUCAACAACUGGAUCCUCGGUGAAAACGCUGCAAACUGUGAUUUUAAUUGCAAUCAUUCCCAAUAUUAAAUUUGCAGGAUAAGAUAACAUGGCUUCUAGGGACUUAAAAAUUGCUGCAGCAGUGGUGUUUUGUUUUGCAGUGUACACUCUAUUUUGGACCAACCUAAAAGAUUGCAAGUUCUCUCGAGUUCCACAGCUGACUAAUCUUCUAGAUGCAAGACAGUACGACAGUGUCAAAAUUUUCUUACUUUUUAUUGGUUACAACAGAAGUAGACACACCCUGUUAGCUUCUCUGUUAGAUGCUCAUCCAAACAUUAUCGUUGCCAACGACUACAACAUCUUGGGCGAAUGGAUAAAAAACCCUCUGUUGUCUCAGAGAUCAAAAUAUUACAUGUACGAGCUACUUUAUGCAAAAUCUCGUUAUGACGUCAUGUUUGGAGUGCGCUCGCGAUUGGUGGGUGACAGACCAAAACAAUAUCACUAUAACAUCAAGGACCAAUGGCAAGGCAGAUACAAACAUAGCUUACAGGUUAUUGGUGAUAAGAAAGCUGCUCGAGCAUCCAAAAUUGCGCGAGGACCCGAGGGAAUAAAGGCGUUGAGAGACCUCGAGAAAAAACUCGGUGUACAACUAAAGUUCAUUCACGUUGUGAGAAAUCCAUUUGAUAACAUCGCAACUAUGACUCUACGAAGAGCACAAGAGAGAAAAAAGGGACAAGUUAACCUUAAGGUGAACCUCUCAAAUAUACUUGAUGAAAGUAUAAAAAGUUACGGUGAACUCGCUCGAGGAAGUCUUGAAGUCAAGAAAAACUUUCCAGGCCGCGUACUUGACGUAGCAGGCAUUGAUGUGAUGACGUACACUACAGAAAAUUUACGGAAUAUUUGCAACUUCUUAGAAAUCACGUGCACAGAGAAGUACCUGCAAGACUGCGCUGCCAUUGUCGACCCAGUCCCCUCCACCACGCGAAAAAAUGUCGAGUGGAACACUGACCAAAUAAACCGAGUUCGGAGAUUGAUUUCACAAUAUUCAUUCCUUAGACGAUAUUCAUUUAACGAUUGAAUGACACCGAGAACCACUGUACAAAUUGGAUAUGUUUAUGGAUAGAAAUAGAAUAAUUAAAAAAUGUUAGGUAAUAAGCGGGCUAUAAAGGGAAGCAACCUGACCAAAACGUCUCUUAUCUUUUGACUUCUGUAGUGUAAAAUAUACUUAAUGUAAUUAUAUGAUUAAAAUUUUACAACUCCAAUGACACUUACAUACAUAUGCACGCAACCGUUUCAUAUUGUCCUUCAGUUGCAUUUUGAAAUGAUAUAAUGGUUUCUGGUUCGCCUUAAGCGGCUGCAAUAUGACUGUUACGCUAGCUCUUGCCCUCACUCGAAUCCAUUGUAUCAUAUAUGCGCGCAGACUAAAAAAUUAGAACUAAGCGCAAGCAAAAUAGUUUUAGUUAUUGCAAACCUUAAAAAAACUAGCAAUAAAAUACUGAAAUUUAUCUGCAUAUCGAGCAAUGAUGCAGAAAAAACUAAUUAAUCUAGAUCAGUGAAUGCUACUUGCACAACAGUCGAAUUAAUAUAAUAUUUGUAAUUAUUUAAAACGUUAAAAAAUUAAAAAACGUGUAAAGUGAAAAGCGUAACUCAGAAUCAGACACAUUUACCUAACUGCAAUAACAACUUGUUGUGUUAAGGAAUAACUUCCGUUCAGCUGACUUGAUAGUCUCUUGAAUGAAUAAUGAGAUCUGAAUGUGUAAGGAUGCUGGAUAAAGGACUUUGAAUUAUGAUAAUCGGUUGAGAUUAUAUCUUUUGAAACAGAAUAAAGCUUAGAAUGGGAAAGUAUUUUAAGUAAGUACAGGUAUAAGUAAAUAGGAUCAUGAUACAUAUGUCCAGCCAAUGAAUUCCCGAGUUCAGCUUUUCAUGACUUUUUUGGCAUCAUUUGUAUCAAUAAAACUAAUUCAAUGGUGUCAAUACGGGUGAUAUGGCCUUUCAUUAAGACAUCACUCAGUGUUAGCACGGUUCUUUAUAGAGGGGGAGGGGAUGCUGAGUGACUAUGACUGUGUAAUAUGGAAGGUUUAAAUGAGUCAACGGCGGUCGAUUAGUUUGAUCUUA
Molecule: messenger RNA, 2390 nt
Organism: Pocillopora verrucosa
Lineage: Eukaryota; Metazoa; Cnidaria; Anthozoa; Scleractinia; Pocilloporidae
Source: RefSeq, a predicted model, not a curated record